AUGCAUAUCGCCAUGCGCAGCGCACUGCUGGCUCUGCUCCCGCUCGCGGUGUUGGGCGCCCGCAAGCGUGAUGUCGCUUCUACGCCUUUCCAGCUGUAUGCAUACAGUGAAGACAUUGGUGGCUUGCCACUCUUCUAUGCCGAUGGUCUUGCAUAUCUCGGAGAGCCUGCUCUUUCCAACAGUACCGAUGCUGCUGUCGUAACCUUCACAAUCGAUGCCAACAAACACUUCAUUGGAAACCCCAACGCUACCACCGCUACCGGUGAGCCCACCUGGUCAAAUACAGCUCUCUUCAUUCCUUCGUCAUCAUCGGUCGACAGGCGCGUGGGCUUUCUCCCACCCAACAACGGCACUGGCAACACCACGACUCAAACAUCGGGUUUCGCUUUCUACGGUUCCACGGUGAUGUUGUAUGGUGAAGAUGGUACGGUUGCCACGUCAUUCUACGGCAUGAAGGCUGAGAACGGCCUGUAUGAGUUGCAUUGGAACGACACGGAAGGCAAGGUGCCUUUGACACUUCGGAGCAUGGCGCCUAGCAGUGAAGCGUCGAAGCGACGUUGA
Molecule: messenger RNA, 561 nt
Organism: Alternaria conjuncta
Lineage: Eukaryota; Fungi; Ascomycota; Dothideomycetes; Pleosporales; Pleosporaceae
Exons: 2
Coding region: 1-561 (186 amino acids)
Source: RefSeq, a predicted model, not a curated record